GAUCCGUUUGGGAGCUUCUACAGACGAGAAAAGAAGAAGAGCGCGGGCGAGGCCGAAUUCCAUCGACUGCUCGAAGAAUCACGACACACGAGAAGUGAAGAGAGACGGGCGACAGGAACGACACUAAGAAGACGAGGAAGAGAGGAGCCUGUUGGGCUUCGGUUCGUGCGCUAGUCGAGGGUCCAUGGUGGCGUCGGUGGCAGAGGAACCGCGACACGCCCCUGAUCGCCGCGCGGAGCAGGCCAAGACCCUGGUCGGCGCCCUCAACCUCCUCUCGCGCAAUCUCCCCCUCCCUCCCGAUGUCUUCCGCGCCGUCUCCUCCAUCUACCACGGCGAUGAGCCGUCGGAGCUGCAGGAGAUGGUGGAGGGCGGUGGUGCCCCAGCCUCCGCUGAAUCGAUUGCGAUUAAUGGAGUGCCAGGCGAAGGUAGUUUGAUAGUAGCGCUAGAGGAUGUCUUGUUAAAUCAGCAAUCGACUCGCAUGUGUAGUUCGGCGCUGAGAGAAUCAAAAGAACGUCAUUUCAACAGUCUCAUUCAGCAUCGUCUUGCAGAACUUGAGGUAUUACCAUCGAGUAGGGGUGAAGAUUUGCAAAUGAAGUGCUUGCUUGAGCUGUAUGGCAUAAAGCUUGUAGACUUGCAGAGGAAGGUGCGGUCUCAGGUGAGUGCAGAAUAUUGGUUGCACAAAAAAUGUGCACAUCCUGGAAAGACAUUGUUUGACUGGGGAAUGAUGAGAUUGACAUAUCCAUUUAACAUGUAUGGAACUGGAGAUAGUUUUGCAAUGGAGGCCGAUAAUCGUCGUCGGAAGAAAAGAUAUGUAGAGAGGCUGUCAAAAUUAGAAGAGGAUGAAAAGAACCAGGCAGAUAUUGGCAAGAGGAAAUUUUUUGCUGACGUUCUUAAUGCUGCCCGUGAGUUUCAGUUACAAACACAAGCUGUUUUGAAGAGACGGAAACAGCGGAAUGAUGGGGUUCAGGCAUGGCAUGCACGGCAAAGGCAACGUGCUACACGUGCUGAGAAGUUGAGGUUCCAAGCAUUAAAAGCAGAUGACCAAGAAGCUUACAUGCGGAUGGUAGAAGAAAGCAAGAAUGAACGCUUGACAAUGCUUCUUGGAAAAACAAAUGAACUUCUUGUUUGUCUUGGAGCUGCUGUACAACGGCAAAAGGACGCAGAACAUACUGAUGGGGUUGAAGCUGUGAAAGACUCGGGUACCAAUAGUCUUCCACACAUCUCUAUCUCUAAGAAUGAAACCCCUGAGGGAUUCUCUCUAGGCAACGGUGAUGAUGCUGUUGAUGUGAAGUCUAAUCAGAACAUAAAAGCCACUGAUUUGCUUGAAGGACAACGUCAGUAUGACUCUGCUGUUCAUUCAAUUCAGGAAAAGGUAACAGAGCAGCCAUCGAUGCUUCAAGGUGGGGAACUAAGACCUUACCAAUUAGAAGGACUACAGUGGAUGCUUUCCUUAUUUAACAACAAUCUAAAUGGUAUUCUGGCUGAUGAGAUGGGUCUAGGAAAGACAAUCCAGACCAUUGCACUAAUUGCAUAUUUAAUGGAAAAUAAGUGUGUUACUGGACCCCACUUGAUUGUAGCUCCAAAGGCUGUGUUGCCAAAUUGGAUUAAUGAAUUUUCAACUUGGGCACCAAGUAUCGUGGCUGUUCUAUAUGAUGGGCGCCUUAAUGAGAGGAAGGCGAUGAGGGAAGAGUAUUCCGGACAAGGCAAAUUUAAUGUGAUGAUCACACACUAUGAUCUGAUAAUGAGAGACAAAGCUUUUCUAAAGAAAAUACACUGGUAUUACAUGAUUGUUGAUGAAGGACAUCGCCUGAAAAACCAUGAGUGUGUUCUUGCCAAGACACUCAUCUCAGGCUAUCAUAUACGUCGCAGACUACUUUUGACUGGUACUCCGAUACAGAAUAGUUUGCAGGAGCUGUGGGCAUUACUUAAUUUCCUUCUUCCUAGCAUAUUUAAUUCAGUACAGAAUUUCGAGGAAUGGUUCAAUGCACCCUUUGCAGACAAAUGCGAAGUAACUCUUACUGAUGAAGAAGAGCUCUUGAUUAUUCGUCGAUUACAUCAAGUUAUAAGGCCUUUCCUUCUUAGAAGGAAGAAGGAUGAAGUGGAAAAAUAUCUUCCUGGGAAAACACAAGUUAUACUAAAAUGUGAUUUAUCUGCUUGGCAGAAAGCUUAUUAUCAGCAGAUCACUGACAUUGGAAGGGUUGGACUAGAAUCUGGCAUAAAGUCAAAGAGCCUUCAGAACUUGUCGAUGCAACUUAGGAAGUGCUGUAAUCAUCCUUACCUUUUUGUAGGAGAUUAUAACAUGUGGCAAAAGGAGGAAAUUGUCAGGGCAUCAGGAAAGUUCGAGUUGCUCGAUCGUUUACUUCCAAAACUGCAGAAAUCUGGUCACAGAGUUCUCCUUUUCUCACAGAUGACUCGUCUUAUUGAUAUCUUAGAGAUUUAUUUGCAGUUACAUGGUUUUAAAUACCUUAGGCUUGAUGGGUCGACUAAGACAGAUGAUAGAGGAAUGUUUCUCAAACAGUUCAAUGCACCAAACUCUCCAUAUUUUAUGUUUCUUUUGAGCACUCGAGCUGGUGGGCUUGGAUUAAACUUACAGUCUGCAGAUACUGUUAUAAUUUUUGACAGUGAUUGGAACCCCCAGAUGGACCAACAAGCAGAAGAUCGAGCACAUCGAAUCGGCCAGAAGAAGGAAGUCCGUGUCUUUGUCUUGGUCAGCGUUGGAUCAAUCGAGGAGGAAAUCCUGGAACGUGCAAAGCAGAAGAUGGGUAUAGAUGCAAAAGUGAUCCAGGCAGGGUUGUUUAAUACUACGUCCACUGCGCAGGACAGGCGAGUGAUGUUGCAGGAGAUCAUGCGGCGUGGCACAAACUCGCUGGGAACUGAUGUGCCAAGUGAGACAGAGAUCAACCGCCUUGCAGCAAGAACCGAAGAGGAAUUCUGGCUGUUUGAGAAGGUGGACGAAGAGAGACGACAAAAGGAAAGGUAUAAAUCAAGGCUGAUGGAAGAAAAGGAGGUGCCCGAUUGGGUAUAUCAUAAAACAAAUCAAGAAAAAACCAAAGAGAGUAUUGGCGUGGAUACACGAAGCGGUGAGGUCACUGGGAAGAGACGGCGUAAGGAGGUUAUUUAUACUGAUUUAUUGAGUGAUGUCCAGUGGAUGAAAGCUGUGGAAGACGGAGGAGACUUGUCAAAGUUAUCAUCUGCAGGAAAAAGGAGCAGGUUCCUGUUUGGUACACAUGAAUCUGGCGAACAGCCAUCUGAAUCUGACGAAGUGGUAGGGCAAAAUAUGACCAAGGAAAAGAAUAUGGACUCCAUGGUUUCUGUGGGUGUCAGCGAUGAUUCAAGCAAAAAACCAGUAAAAUACCAAUCUGGAAAUUUACCUGACAACAAAGAUGAAGAAGGGGAUGCCGGCGGUUGGCAGGAGAAGAUCAUUACAUGGAGGUCUCACAAGAGAAAACGCUCGAGCCAUGGUGUCUCAAGUUCAGCAUCUGACAUAUAAGGAUAAUAGAACUUUAUCCCGGUUGAAUUUGGCUUAGAUCAGUUAGAAGACAUAGUCAAACAGUAAGAAGUUAGUGUUUAUUGUUCUAGUAGCCUAGUGGUGUGUGUAUACUUUCUUUGUUGUUCUAUGAGCUUAGGAGGAGCACUGUGCAAGCCGAGGCAGUUUAUGGUAAAUCAACCUCUGCAUGUAAAUUAGGGAUUCAUGUAGUCAGCUGUCAUUGCUGCAUUGUAUGUGAGAUAAUUAGGUGUUCUGGUCAUGAAACAUAGGU
Messenger RNA from Musa acuminata subsp. malaccensis (wild Malaysian banana), 3758 nucleotides. RefSeq names its product probable ATP-dependent DNA helicase CHR12. Gene Ontology annotation, molecular function: histone binding; ATP binding; DNA binding. Gene Ontology annotation, cellular component: nucleus. The record is from RefSeq and is a predicted model, not a curated record. Gene Ontology annotation, biological process: positive regulation of transcription by RNA polymerase II. Lineage: Eukaryota; Viridiplantae; Streptophyta; Magnoliopsida; Zingiberales; Musaceae.